Schistocerca piceifrons (Central American locust) is the source of this 10638-nucleotide messenger RNA. RefSeq names its product mucin-19-like. NCBI's taxonomy places the organism in Eukaryota, Metazoa, Arthropoda, Insecta, Orthoptera, Acrididae. Bases 1 to 10638 code for a protein of 3545 amino acids. The transcript has 21 exons. Gene Ontology annotation, cellular component: nucleus. Gene Ontology annotation, biological process: intracellular signal transduction; positive regulation of apoptotic process. Gene Ontology annotation, molecular function: protein serine/threonine kinase activity. The record is from RefSeq and is a predicted model, not a curated record.
AUGGUUGAUAUCAUGAGCCCAGUAAUUACUAAUUCAUCCGCAUCCGCACCUGAAAAUACGAUCCUUCAUCGUAGUGGAUCUCUUGAAGAGAUAGACAAGCAAGCCAGCAGACGUCCAGCCAGCCAGCAGCGUCACAGCCAAGCAGCAGCAGCAGCAGCAAAAGCGGUUGCAGCUUUCCAGCAGGCAAGCCAGCAGCAGCGGUCCAGCAAGCAUCAGCGGUCCAGCCAGCAGCAGCAGUCCAGCCUGCAAUCUGAAGCAGCAGUCCGGCCAGGCAGCAGCAUUCCAGCCAGCCAGCCCGCAGCAGCAGUGGUCCAGCCAGCAGCAGCGGUCCAGCCAGCAGCAGUGGUCCAGCCAGCAAUAGCGAUACAGCCAGCACGAGCAGUCCAGUCAGCAGCAGCGAACCAGCCAGCAGCAGCAGUCCAGCCAGCAGCAGUGAUCCAGCCAGCAGCGGCGGUCCAACCAGCAGCAGUGGUUCAACCAGUAGCAGUGAUCCAGGAAGCAGCAGUGAUCCGGCCAGAAGCAGGCAUCCAGCCAGCAGCAGCAUCCAGCCAGCAGCAGAGGUCCAGCCAGCAGCAGCUAACCAGCAGCAGCAGCUGUCCCGCCAGCAGCAGCGGUACAGCCAGUAGCAGCGGUCCAGCCAGCAGCUGCGAUCCCACCAGCAGCAGCGGUCCAGCCAGCAGCAGCAAUCCAGCCAGCAAGAGUGGUCCAGCCAGCAGCAAUGAACCAGCCAGCAGCAGCGGUCCAGCCAGCAGCAGCGGUCGGGCCAACAGACGAGAUCAAGCCAGCAGCAGUGAUCAAGCCAGCAGCAGCGACCCAGCGAGCAACAGCGGUCCAGUCAGCUGCAGUGAUAAAGCAAGCAGCAGUGGUCCAGCCAGCAGCAGAAACAUCAGCAGCAGCAGCAGCAGUGGUAGCAGUCGCAGAGUCCAGUCAGCCAGCCAGCAGCAGUGGUCCAACCAGCAGCGGCGGUCCAGCCAGCAGGAGCAGUCCAGCCAGCACCAGCAGCAGCAGUUCAGCCAGCAGCAACAGUCCUGCCAGCAACAGCGAACCAGCCAGCAGCAGCAAUCCAGCCAGAAGCAGCGGUCCAGCCAGCAGCAGCGGUCCAGCCAGCAGCAGCAGCCCAGCCAGCAGCAGCACCAGCAGCAGAAACAGCAGCAGCAGCAGCAGUACCAGUCGCAGAGGCCAGCCAGCCAGCCAGCAGCAGUGGUAAAGCCAGCAGCGGCGGCCCAGCUAGCAGCAGCGGCACAGCCACCAGCAAUAGUCAUGCCUGCAGUAUCGGUCCAACCAGCUGAAGCGAACCAGCCAACAGCAGUGGUCCAGCCAGCAGCAGUGGUCCAGCCAGCAGCGAUGGUCCAGCCAGCAGCAGCAAUCCAGCCAGUAGCAGCGAUCCAGAAAGCAGCAGCGAGUUCCAGCGAGUCAGCCAGCCAGCCAGCAGCAGUGAUCCAUCCAGAAGUGGCGGCCCAGCCAGCUGCAGCGGUCCAGACUGAAGCAGCGAUCCAGCCAGCAGCAGCAGUUAAGCCAGCAGCAGCAGACCAGCCAUCAGCAGCAGUCCAGCCAGCAGCAGUGGUCCAGCCAACAGACGUGGUACAGCCAGCUGCAGCAUUCCAGCCAGCAGCAGCGAUCCAUUCAGCGGCAGUAGUCCAUCCAGCACAAGCGAUCCAACCAACAUCAGUUGUCCAGCCAGCAGCAGCGAUACAGCCAGCAGCAGCGAUCAAGCCAGCAGCAGCGGUCCAGCCAGCUCCAGCCAGCCAGCAGAGUCUAGCCAGCCAGCAGCGGACCAGCCAGCAUCAGCGGUCCAGCCAGCAUAGGCCAUCCAGCCAGCAGCAGCUGUCCAGCCGUCAGCAGCAAUCCAGCCAGGAGGAGCAUUCCAGCCAGCAGCAGCAAAUCAGCCAGCAGCAGCGCCAGCAGCAGCGGUCCAGCCAGCAGCAGAAACAGCAGCAGCAGCAGCAGCAGCAGCAGCAGCAGCAGUACCAGUUGCAGAGGCCAGCCAGCCAGCCAGCAGCAGUGGUAAAGCCAGCAGCGGCGGCCCAGCUAGCAGCAGCGGCACAGCCACCAGCAAUAGUCCAGCCUACAGUAUCGGUCCAAGCAGCUGAAGCGAACCAGCCAACAGCAGUGGUCCAGCCAGCAACAGUGGUCCAGCCAGCAGCAAUGGUCCAGCCAGCAGCAGCAAUCCAGCCAGUAGCAGCGAUCCAGAAAGCAGCAGCGGUACAGGGAGCACCAGCGAUCCAGCCAGCAGCAGUGGUCCAGCCAGCAGCAACAAGAGCAGCAGCAGCGGUAGCAGUUGUAGAGUUCCAGCCAGCCAGCCAGCCAGCAGCAGUGACCCAUCCAGAAGUGGCGGCCCAGACAGCAGCAGCGGUCCAGACUGAAGCAGCGAUCCAGCCAGCAGCAGCAGUUAAGCCAGCAGCAGCAGACCAGCCAUCAGCAGCAGUCCAGCCAGCAGCAGUGGUCCAGCCAACAGACGUGGUACAGCCAGCUGCAGCAAUCCAGCCAGCAGCAGCGAUCCAUUCAGCGGCAGUAGUCCAUCCAGCAGAAGUGAUACAACCAACAUCAGUUGUCCAGCCAGCAGCGGCGAUACAGCCAGCAGCAGCGAUCAAGCCAGCAGCAGCGGUCCAGCCAGCUCCAGCCAGCCAGCAGAGUCUAGCCAGCCAGCAGCGGUCCAGCCAGCAGCAGCGGUCCAGCAAGCAACAGCCAUCCAGCCAGCAGCAGCUGUCCAGCCGUCAGCAGCAAUCCAGCCAGGAGGAGCAUUCCAGCCAGCAGCAGCAUAUCACAGUGGUCCAGCCAGCAGCAGCAAAUCAGCCAGCAGCAGCGGUCCAUUUAGCAGCAGCGGUAAAGCCAGCAGCAGCAGUCCAGCCAGCAGCAGCGACCCAGCUAGCAGCAGCGUUCCAGCUAGCAACAGUGGUCCAGCCAGCAGCAGCGAUCCAGCCAGCAGCAGUGGUCCACCCAGCAGCUGAAACAGCAGCAGCAUCAGCAUUAGCAGUCGCAGAGGCCAGCCAGCCAGCCAGCAGCAGUGGUCCAGCCAGUGGCAGUGAUCCAGCCAGCAGCAGCGUUCCAGCCAGCAGAAGCAAACCAGCCAGCAUCAGCGGUCCAUUUAUCAGCAGCGGUCCAACCAGCAAAAGCUGUCCAUCUAGCAGCAGUGAUCCAGCCAGCAGCAGCGAUCCAGCCAGCAAUAGCGGUACAGCCAGCAGCAGCUAUCCAGCCAGCAGCAGUGGUCCAGGCAGCAGCAGCGAUCCAACCAGCAGCAGUGGUCCACCCAGCAGCAGAAACAGCUGCAGCUGCAGCAACAGCAGCGGUAGCAGUCACAGAGGUCCAGCCAGCCAGCGGCAGUGGUCCAGCCAACAGCGGCGGUCCAGCCAGCAGGAGCUGUCCAGCCACGAGCAACGGUCCAGCCUGCAGCAUUGGUCCAACCAGCAGCAGCAAACUAGCCAACAGAAGCAGUCCAGCCAGCAGCAGCAGUCCAGCCAGCAGCAGCGGACCAGCCAGCAGCAGCGAUCCAGAGAGCAGCAGCGAUCCGGUCAGGAACAGCAGUCCAGCCACCAUCAGCGAUCCAGCCAGAAGCAAGAUCUAACUAGACAGCCAGAAGCAGUGAUCCAUCCAGCAGUGGCGGUCCAGCCAGCAACAGCGCUCCAGCCAGCAGCAGCGGUCCCGCCAGCAGCAGCGAUCCAGAUAGGAGGAGCGGUCCAGCCAGCGGCAGUGAUCCAGCCAGGAGCAGUGGUCCAACUAGUUGCAGCAAUCCAGCCAGCAGCAGUCAUCCAGCCAGCAGCAGCGAUCCAGCCAGCUGCAGUGGUCCUGGCAGCAACAGAAACAGCAGUAGCAGCAGCAGCAGCAGCAGCCGUGGUAGCAGUCGCAGAGGUCCAGCCAGCCAGCCAGCACAACAGUCCAGCCAGCAGCAGCGGUCCAGCCAGCAGCAGCAAUCCAGCCAGCAGCAGCGAUCCAGCCAGCAGCAGCGAUCCAUCCUGCAGUGGUGGUCCAGCCAGCACCAGCUGUCCAGCCAGCAGCAGUGAUCUAGCCAGUGGUAGCAACAGCAGCAGCAGCAGCCGUAGUGGUCGCAGAUAUCCAGACAGACAGCCAGCAGCAGUGGUGCAGCCAGCAGCGGCGUGUCAGGGUGCAGCAGCGGUCCAGCCAGUAGCAGCGGUCCAGGCAGCAGCGGCGAAUCCAGCCGGCAGCAAUGGUCCAGCCAGCAGCAGCGAUCCAGCCAGUGGCCGUGGUCCAUCUAGUAGCAGCGAUCCAGCCAGCAGUGGCAGUCCAGCUAGCAGCAACGCUAUAGCCAACAGCAUUGAUCCCACCAGCAGCAGGGAUCCAGCCAGCAGCAGCGAUCCAGCCAGCAGGAGUGGGCCAGUCAGCAGCAGCGAAGUAGCCAGCAGCAGCGGUCUAGCCUGCAGCUGUGGAUCAGCCAGUAGCAGCGGUCCAGGCAGUAGCAGCGAUCCACCCGGCAGCAGAGGUCCAGCCAGCCAGCGAUCGAGCCAGCAGCAGUGGUCCUCCCAGCAGCACGAACCAGCCAGCAGCAGCGUCCAGCCAGCAGCAGCGGUCCAGCCAACAGCAGCGGUUCCGCCCACUGCAGCAAUCAAUCCACCGGGAGCGAUUCUGUCAGAAGCAGCAAUCCAGCCACCAGCAGCAGUAGAGCCAGCAGAAGAGGUCCAGCCGCAGCACAGCGGCAGUACAGCCAGAAGCAGUGGUCCAGCCAGCAAUAGCAGUCCAGCCGGUAGCAGCAGUCCAGACAGUAGCAGCGAUCCAGCCAGCAGCAGUGGUACGGAUAGCAGCAGUGAUCCAGCCAGUGACAGUGGUCCAUCCAGCUGCAGCAAUCCAACCAGCACCAGUUGUCCAGCCAGCAGCAGCGAUCCAGCCAGCGAAAUUGGUCCAGCUGGCAGCAGUGGUCCAGCCAGCAGCAACGGUCCAGCCAGCCAGCAGAGUCUAGCCAGCCAUCAGCAGUCCAGCCAGCAGCAGCGGUCUAGACAGCAUCAGCCGUCCAGCCAGCCAGACGGCAGCAGUGACCCAUCCAGCAGUGGCGGUCCAGCCAGCAGCAGUGGACCAGCCAGCAGCAGCGAACCAGCCAGCAGCAGCGAACCAGCCAGCAGCAGUGGUCCACCCAGCAGCAGCGAUUCAGCCAGCAGCAGCGAUCCAGCCAGUGGCGGUGGUCCAUCCAGCCGCAACAAUCGAACCAGCAGCAGUUGCUCAGCCCGACGCAGCUAUACAGUCAGCAGUAGUGGUACAGCCGGUAGCAGCGUUCCAGACAGCAGAAGUGAUUCAGCCAGCCAGCAGCAGUCUAGCCAGCCAGUAGCGGUCGAGCCAGCAGCAGUGGUCCUGCCAGCAGCAGCAACAGCAGCAGCAGCAGCAGCAGCAGCGCGAUCCAGCCAGCAGCAGUUGUACAGCCAGUGGCAGCGAUCCAGCCAGCAGCAAGGGUCCAGCCAGCAGCAGCGCUGCAGCCAACAGCAGCGAUCCCACAAGCAGCUGCAGUCCAGCCAGCAGCUGCGUUUCAGCCAGCAGGAGUGGUCCAGCCAACAGCAGCGAACCAGCCAUCAGCAGAUUUCCAUCCAGCAGCUGCGGUCGAGCCAGCAGCAGAGGUCCAGGCAGCAGCAGCGGUCCAGCCAGCAGAAGCGAUCCAGCCAGCAGCAGCGGUCCCGCCAGCAGCAGCGAUCCAGUCAUCAGAAGCGGUCCAGCCAGCAGCAGCAAACCAUCCAGCGGCAGCGGUUCAGCCAGCAGCAGCGGUCCAGCCAGCAGCAGUGGUCCGGCCAGAGCAGUGGUCCAGCCAGUUGCAGCGCUCCAGCCAGCAGCAGUCAUCCAGCCAGCAGCAGCGAUCCAGCCAGCAGCAGUGGUCUUGGCAGGAACAGAAACAACAGCAGCAGCAGCAGCAGCAGCAGUGGUAGCAGUCGCAGAGGUCCAGUCGCCCAGCCAGCAGUAGUGAUCCAGCAAGCAGUGGCAGUCCAGCAAGCUGCAGCGCUCCAUCCAGCAGCAGCGGUCCAGCCUGCAGCAGUGGCCCAGCCAGCAGCAGUGAUCCAGCCAGUAGCAGCGAUCCAACUAUCAACAGUGGUCCAGUCAGCUGCAGCGAUACAGCAAGCAGGAAUGGUCCAGCUAGCAGCAGAAACAGAAGCAGCAGCACCAGCAGCAGUGGUAGCGGUCGCACAGGUUCAGCCGGCCAGCAAGCAGCAGUCGUCCAGCCAGCAGCGGCAGUACAGCCAGAAGCAGCGGUCCAGCCAGCACCAGCAGCAGCCAUCCAGCCAGCAGGAGUGGUCCAGCCGGCAGCAGCGGUCCAGCCAGCAGCAGCGGUCCAUCCAGCCAGCAGAGUCUAGCCAGCCAUCAGCGGUCCAGCCAGCAGCAGCAGUCCAGCCAGCAUCAGCCAUCCAGCCAGCAGCAGCAACAGCAGCAGCAGCAGCGAUGGCGAUCACAGCGCAGCAGUGGUCCAGCCAGCAGCAGCGAUUCAGCCAGCAGCAGCGAUCCAGCCAGCAGCAGUGGUCCAUCCAGCUGCAACGAUCCAACCAGCAGCAGUUGCCCAGCCAGACGCUGCGAUCCAGCCAGCAGCAGUGGUCCAGCCGCAGCGAACCAGCCAGCAGCAGCGGUCCAGCCAACAGCAGCGAUCCAGCCAACAGCAAUGGUCCAGCCAGCAGCAGCAAUCCAGCCAGUGACAGAGGUCCAGCCGGCAGCAGCAAUCCAGCCAGCAGCAGUUGUACAGCCAGUGGCAGCGAUCCAGCCAGCAGCAAGGGUCCAGCCAGCAGCAGCGCUGCAACCAACAGCAGCGAUCCCACAAGCAGCUGCAGUCCAGCCAGCAGCUGCGUUUCAGCCAGCAGGAGUGGUCCAGCCAACAGCAGCGAACCAGCCAUCAGCAGAUUUCCAUCCAGCAGCUGUGGACAAGCCAGCAGCAGAGGUCCAGGCAGCAGCAGCGGUCCAGCCAGCAGAAGCGAUCCAGCCAGCAGCAGCGGUCCCGAUAGCAGCAGCGAUCCAGUCAUCAGAAGCGGUCCAGCCAGCAGCAGCAAACCAUCCAGUGGCAGCGGUUCAGCCAGCAGCAGCGGUCCAGCGAGCAGCAGUGGUCCAGCCAGUAGCAGCGGUUCAGCCAGCAGCAGCACUGCAGCCAGCAGCGGCGAUCCCACAAGCAGCAGCGGUCCAGUCAGCAGCAGUGAUCCAGAUAGCAGGAGCGGUCCAGCCAGCGGCAGUGAUCAAGUCAGGAGCAGUGGUCUAGCCAGUUGCAGCGCUCCAGCCAGCAGCAGUCAUCCAGCCCGCAGCAGCGAUCCAGCCAGCAGCAGUAGUCUUGGCAGCAACAGAAACAGCAGCAGCAGCAGCAGCAGCAGCAGCAGCAGUGGUAGCAGUCGCAGAGGUCCAGUCAGCCAGCCAGCAGUAGUGAUCCAGCCAGCAGUGGCAGUCCAGAAAGCUGCAGCGGUCCAUCCAGCAGCAGCGGUCCAGCCAGCAGCAGCGGCCCAACCAGUAGCAGUGAUCCAGCCAGUAGCAGGGAUCCACCUAUCAACAGCGGUCCAGUCAGCUGCAGCGAUACAGCAAGCAGGAAUGGUCCAGCUAGCAGCAGAAACAGAAGCAGCAGCACCAGCAGCAGUGCCAGCUGGCAGCAGUGAUCCAUCCAGCAGUGGCGGUCCAGCCAGCGGCAGCGGUCCAGUCAGCAGCAGCGAACCUGCCAGCAGCAGCGAUCCAGCCAGCGGCAGUGGUUCAUCCAGCUGUAACAAUCCAACCAGCAGCUGUUGCCCAGCCAGACGCAGCGAUCCAGCCAGCAGCAGUGGUCCAGACGGUAGCAGCGUUCCAGCCAGCAGCAGUGGUUCAGCCAUCCAGCAGCAGUCUAGCCAGCCAGUAGCAGUCGAGCCAGCAGCAGUGGUCCUGCCAGCAGCAGCAACAGCAGCAGCAGCUGCAGCAGCAGCAGCGCUGAGGUCGAGCCAGCAGCAGAGGUCCAGCCAGAAGCAGCGUUCCAGCCAGCAACAGUGGUCCAGUCAGCAGCAGCGGUCCAGCCAGCAAAGCGAUCCAGCCAGCAGCAGCGAUCCAGUCGGCAGAACUGAUCCAGCCAGCAGUAGCAAACCAGCCAAAGGCAGCGGUACAGCCAGCAGCAGCGGUCCAGGAAGGAGCAGUGGUCCAGCCAGUAGCAGCGGUUCAGCCAGCAGCAGCGCUGCAGCCAGCAGCGGCAAUACCUUAAGCGGCAGUGGUCCAGUCAGCAGCAGCGAUCCAGAUAGCAGGAGUGGUCCAGCCAGCGGCAGUGAUCCAGCCAUGAGCAGCGGUCCAGCCAGUUGCAGCGGUCCAGCCAGCAGCAGUCAUCCAGCCUGCAGCAGCGAUCCACCCAACAGCAGUGGUCCUGGCAACAACAGAAACAGCAGCAGCAGCUGCAGCAGCAGCAGCAGUGGUAGCGGUCGUAGAGGUCCAACCAGCGAGCCAGCAGCAGUGAUCCAGCCAGCAGUGGUGGUCCAGCCAGCAGUAGCGGUCCAGCCAGCAGCAGCGAUCGAGCCAGCAGCGGCUGUCCAGCCAGCAGCAGUGAACCAGCCAGCAGCAGCAGUCCAGCAUGGAGCACCGGCCCAGCCAGUAGCAGCAGUCCAGCCAGCAGCAGCAACCCAGCCAGUGGCAGUGAUCCAGCCAGCAGCAACGAUCCAGCCAGCAGCAGCGGUCCAUCCAGCAGCAGCGGUUCAGCCAACUACAGCGAUCCAGCCAGUGGGAGCGAUCCACCCAGCAACAGUACUCCAGUCAGCUGCAGCGAUACAGCAACUAGGAAUGGUCCAGCUAGCAGCAGAACAAGCAGCAGCACAAGCAGCAGCACAAGCAGCAGUGGUAGCGGUCGCAGUGGUUCAGCUGGCCAGCAAGCAGCAGUGGUCCAGCCAGCAGCGGCAGUACAGCUAUAAGCAGCGGUCCAGCCAGCACAAUCCAACCAGCACCAGUUGUCCAGCCAGCAGCAGCGAUCAAGCCAGCAGGAGUGGUCCAGCCGGCAGCAGCGGUAGAGCCAGCAGCAGCGGUCCAGCCAGCCAGCAGAGUCUAGCCAGCCAUCAGCGGUCCAGCCAGCAGCAGCAGUCCAGCCAGCAUCAGCCAUCCAGCCAGCAGCAGCAACAGCAGCAGCAGCAGCGGUGGCGAUCACAGCGGUCCAGCCAGCCAGCCGGCAGCAGUGAUCCAUCCAGCAGUGGCGGUCCAGCCAGCAGCAGCGGUCCAGCCAGCAGCACCAGCAUCAGUGGUCCAGCCGGUAGCAGCGUUCCAGCCAGCAGCAGUGGUUCAGCCAGCCAGCAGCAGUCUAGCCAGCCAGUAGCGGUCGAGCCAGCAGCAGCGAACCAGCCAGCAGCAGCGGUCCAGCCAACAGCAGCGAUCCAGCCAACAGCAGUCGUCCAGCCAGCAGCAGCGAUCCAGCUGGUGGCAGCAGUCAAGCCAGCAGCUGCGAUCCAGCCAGCAGCGGUCGUACAGCCAGUGGCAGCGAUCCAGCCAGCAGCAAGGGUCCAGCCAGCGGCAGUGCUGGAGCCAACAGCAGCGAUCCCACAAGCAGCAGCAGUCCAGCCAGCAGCUGAGUUUCAGCCAGCAGGGGCGGUCCAGCCAAAGGCAGCGAACCAGCCAGCAUCAGCAAACCAGCCAGCAGCAGUGGUUCACCCAGCUGCUGCGGUCCAGCCAGCAGCAGUGGUCCAGCCAGUAGCAGCGGUUCAGCCACCAGCAGCACUGCAGCCAGCAGCGGCGAUCCCACAAGCAGCAGCGAUCCAGUCAGCAGCAGCGAUCCAGAUAGCAGGAGCGGUCCAGCCAGCAGUAGUGAUCCAGCCAGGAGCAGCGGUCCAGCCAGUUGCAGCGAUCCAGUCAGCAGCAGUGGUCCUGGCAGCAACAGAAACAGCAGCAGCUGCAGCAGCAGCAGCAGCAGUGGUAGCAGUCGCAGAGGUCCAGCCAGCCACUGCACAAACAGCAGCAGCAGCACCAUUAACAGUCGCAGAGGCCAGCCAGCCAGCUAGCAGCAGUGGUCCAGCCAGCGGCAGUGAUCCAGCCAGCAGCAGCGGUCCAGCCAGCAGAAGCAAACCAGCCAGCAUCGGCGGUCCAUUUAGCAGCAGCGGUCCAUCCAGCAAAAGCUGUCCAUCUAGCAGCAGUGAUCCAGCCAGCAGGAGCGAUCCAGCCAGCAAUAGCAGUACAGCCAGCAGCAGCUAUCCAGCCAGCAGCAGUGGUCCAGGCAGCAGCAGCGGCCCAGCCAGCAGCAGUGGUCCACCCAGCAGCAGCUGUCCAGCCACCAGCAACGGUCCAGCCUGCAGCAUUGGUCCAGCCUGCAGCAGCAAACUAGCCAACAGAAGCAGUCCAGCCAGCAGCAGCGAUCCAGAGAGCAGAAACGAUCCAGUCAGGGACAGCAGUCCAGGCACCAUCAGCGAUCCAGCCAGAAGCAGUAGUCGAGCCAGCAGCAGUGAUCCAGCCAGCAGCAAUGGUCCAGCGCAUAGCAGCAACAGCAGUGGCAGCAGCAGCAGCAGCAGGAGAGGUACUGGUUGUAGAGAUCCAGCUAGGCAGCUAGAAGCAGUGAUCCAUCCAGCAGUGGCGGUCCAGCCUGCAACAGCAGUCCAGUCAGCAGCAGCAGUCCAGCCAGCAGAAGCGAUCCAGCCAGCAGCAGCGUUGCAGCAGUCCAGCCAGCAGCAGUCAUCCAGCCAGCAGCAGCGAUCCAGCCAGCAGCAGUGGUCCUGGCAGCAACAGAAACAGCAGCUGCAGCAGCAGCAGCAGCAGUGGUAG